AUGGGGACCCCGCGGGCACUGUGGCCACUCGUCUGGGCCGUGCUGCAGCUGGGCUGGCAGCCAGGAUGGCUCCUAGAUGCCCCCAGCAGGCCCUGGAGCCCCCUCACCUUCUCCCCGGCCCGGCUCACUGUGCCCGAGGGGGCGAACGCCACCUUCACCUGCAGCUUCUCCAGCAAGCCCGAGCACUUCGUCCUCAACUGGUACCGCAUGAGCCCCAGCAACCAGACAGACAAGCUGGCCGCCUUCCCCGAGGACCGCAGCCAGCCUGGCCGGGACCGGCGCUUCCACGUCACGCCGCUGCCCGGCGGGCGACACUUCCACAUGAGCAUCAUGGCCGCCCAGCGCAAUGACAGCGGCGUCUACUUCUGUGGGGCCAUCUACCUGCCCCCCAAGACGCAGAUCAACGAGAGCCGGCCUGCGGAGCUCACGGUGACAGAGGGAGUCCUGGAGCUGCCCACAGAGCGCCCCAGCCCCCCACCCAGGACCGAAGGCCAGUUACAGGGCCUGGUCGCCCGUGUCACAAGCGUCCUGCUGGGAGCUCUGCUGCUGGUGCUGCUGACCUGGGUCCUGGCAGCUGUCUUCCUCUGGGCCACUCGGGGUACCCUCGGAGACCGACGACCCGUCCCUUCUUCUCUCCCCAAGAAGGAGGGCUCCUCCACCGGGCCUGCGUGCACCGUGGACUACGGGGAGCUGGACUUCCAGUGGCGAGAGAAGACCCCGGAGCCCCCGGCCCCCUGUGUCCCGGAGCAGACCGAGUACGCCACCAUUGUCUUCCCGGGCAGGCCGGGCUCCCCAAGCCGCAGGGCUUCCGCAGACAGCCCGCAGGGGCCCCGGCCACUGAGGACUGAGGACGGACACUGCUCCUGGCCCCUCUGA
Messenger RNA from Globicephala melas (long-finned pilot whale), 876 nucleotides. RefSeq names its product programmed cell death 1 (gene PDCD1). Gene Ontology annotation, cellular component: external side of plasma membrane; membrane. The record is from RefSeq and is a predicted model, not a curated record. Lineage: Eukaryota; Metazoa; Chordata; Mammalia; Artiodactyla; Delphinidae. Gene Ontology annotation, biological process: negative regulation of immune response; positive regulation of T cell apoptotic process.